Messenger RNA from Saccostrea cuccullata (small rock oyster), 841 nucleotides. RefSeq lists its product as uncharacterized. NCBI's taxonomy places the organism in Eukaryota, Metazoa, Mollusca, Bivalvia, Ostreida, Ostreidae. The transcript is spliced from 10 exons. The coding region runs from base 57 to 773 and encodes 238 amino acids. The record is from RefSeq and is a predicted model, not a curated record.
AGCCACUAAGCUAAACGUUGAUUUCAGAUUAUUAGUGGAGGGAUCGCACAGCAAGCAUGAGAACAACAUUUUUUACAACUAUCUUAUUCGCCCUAUAUGGUUUACUUCGGGCUGGACCAACCUGUAUGCGGUGUACUGAUGUAGCUGAUAUCCAAGAAUGUUUCACAAACGUCGCUAAUUGUGGUGACAAUGAGGAAUGCUAUCUGGAAAAAGUAACACAAGAAGAUCUUAGCAUCAAAUACAACGCCGGAUGUCGUUCAAAACAGGUAUGUGCUAUCAUGGCCGCCUUAAAUGGAGGCGGAAGGAAGAAGCGUGACCUUGUUAAUUGUGCCGAUUGUUGUAGUGAUGCCCCGGAUAAAAGCGGUCCAUGUAACUCCAAACUGUGUGGUCUUGCUGGUGGACAAGUACAGGCCUCAUGUGUUGUCUGUGAAGGCGUUCACAGUGACGUAGCUGCCUGUAGUUCAGCUGCUACUUGUCCUCCUAACGAGGUGUGCUUCACUGGAAUCCGUAUCGUUGGCACAGCCAUCCGAUAUGUCUUUGGUUGCUACGAAGAACGCGUUUGUCAUGCUAUGUUAGAAAAUGACAAUAAAAACCAUACGGCCCAUGGAAGACCUGGAAGAGUUAUUCACGGCGACCAAGGAACACCUAUCUGUGAUUCAUGCUGUAAAGGAGACAGGUGUAAUGCAGCUGAUUGUUUUGAACUCAGGAAAAAUAUGACAAUUGGUGACUUUAGCAAUGGCUCAGUAUCCCCAUCUGGAUCCCCCACUGGUUAAAAAACAAGCAAUGGUUUUUAAUUAAUGUAUAAUGAAUAAAAUUAAUACCUAUGUGUUUUUUUAUAAAA